UUCCCCUCGAACCGACGAGGCUCUCUUCUCUAUCCUCUGUGUCCCCUCCACCAAAACCGACGGCGACGUCGCUCUCCUCCACCGGUGCUCGGCGCUCUCCCCCGACGGCCCUCUCUUCUCUAUCAUCUUUGUCCCCUCCACCAAAACCGACGGCGACGUCGCUCUCCACCGGUGCUAGACUGUCCUGUGAACGGCAGAGCUGAGCAGUUUUGAUCCAGAGCUUAGCGGCGGCAGAGCUGGAGGAGGGAGAACGGUGAACAUAUUUGAUAGGGCAAAAGUGUCCGGUCACUAGUUACCAAUAUAAUCAAAUAAGAUGGUACCACUACCACGGGCCAUUGGAGCUCAGGAGCUGCUGCUGUGUUCCGGAGUCCGGACUUCCGAUUCCGGCGGCGCUCACGGAUGAGACGAGACGAUGGCUGGCCACUGUUCCCCCAACUCCGCAGCGGAGAGAGGGAGAGGAACGCCGGGCGCGGGGGCGGCGCAAUGACGUGGCGUCGUCCCUCCAUCUGGACCGCAUGCCAUGUCUCCAAUCGCUGCUCCGAUGCUGCCCGCUCCAUUGCCAAGAAUAGAACGUACUCCAAUCGUAUCCAUAGGGAGCUCAACCAACCAACCAUCCAUCCAUGGAUUGGUGCCACAAACAACAAGACCGGCCAAGAGGGAAGAGCGGAGGAGAGGCGGCUCUUGCAGCUGUCGGGCCGGGGAACAACAUCGGAGGGGCUAGUCAUGGUCUUGGCUAGGGGAUUUCUGAUCGCCUCCUCUCCUCUCCUGCCCCGCCGUGCCGCAAGCCGCAAUGCAACUAUGAAAUCUGAGCUCGCCGCUUCCCUCCGCCAUUCACGUCGGUGACAUUUAUUCAUUUCCUUCAUUCAGGUAACAUCCUCGACGCCCCAACAUCUAUAUGUUUCGAAAAUGCACACUGCCAGUCAGUCUAUAGCUGAUUGCGAUAUGGAUCAUGGAUCGACAGUCCAUGCCCUUCACACAAUCAAAAUCGAAUCUUGGUUGCACAACUGGAAUAACGCACAUCGUUUUCCCCCCUCAACAUAGGAUCGUCUCUGUCUGAAAGCACAGCAAGUUGGUAUUUGGAUCAGGACUCGGUAACACGUGUGCCUGUUUUUUUCACUUUUUUUUUUUAAUUUUUGGUGUGGAGCAUAAAGCCGAUGACCUUACAGGCACUAACAUUGUACCCUGCAUCUCUCAGUAGGGAGCAAAAACGGCAGCGCAUUGCCAGGACAGAGGUCAUCCUGAAGUUCUCCUUAAGUCGGACACUUAGACCAGGCUGACGAUGUCAGCUUCCGAGUUCAGAAUUCCAUACCAGCAAGUUUCUUCUUCACAGCCUGUUGAGAAUGUGAAUCAGUUUAAGACCUGUCGAUGUGGGGAGGGAGACCCAAACUCCACAUCUGAAACUGGUGACAGCCCGCCGGCCUCUUGUCCUAAUUGUCAGGUCCUUAAGAGUGGACAUUUACUACUUUCAUCUAAAGGAAUUGGAUGGACAUCAUGGAAAAAGCGCUGGUUUAUUCUUACAAGGGCAUCCCUAGUUUUCUUCAGAAGUGACCCUAAUGUACCUCCACCCAGAGGAGCUGAACCGAUUGUUACACUUGGUGGAAUCGACUUGAAUAGCUCUGGAAGCGUUGCCGUCAAAGAAGAAAGGAAACUUUUGACAGUGUUCUUUCCUGAUGGUCGUGAUGGACGAACUUUCACUCUGAAGGCAGAAACUACAGAAGACCUAAAUGAGUGGAGAAAUGCACUGGAGAGUGCUUUAGCACAGGCACCCAGCGUAGCAAAUACAAUGGGGCAAAAUCCAAUAUUCAGCACUGAUGUAGCAGCAGAACCUGCUGAAGCUCCAGCUGAACAGUCGGAGGACAGUUCUGUUAUUGGCAGACCUGCAGAAUUUGCACUUGUAGAUGCUGAUGGUAGUCCAUCAUUUCUGGAGAAGGCCCUGAAGUUCAUUGAAGAUCAUGGGGUAAAGGUAGAGGGCAUCCUGCGUCAGUCUGCUGAUGUUGAAGAAGUCAAACGCAGAAUUCAGGAUUAUGAAAAGGGGAAAAACGAGUUCUCUCCAGAAGAGGAUGCUCAUGUUAUUGGUGACUGUAUUAAGUAUGUUCUUAGAGAGAUGCCAUCAUCUCCAGUUCCUGCAUCAUGUUGCACUGCCCUGGUUAAAGCAUACCGAAGUGACAAGGCAAGAAGACUUGAUGAGAUAAGUAGGGUGAUAUAUGAAGUUUUCCCUGAACCAAAUCGACAAUUGUUGCAGAGGACUCUUAAGAUGAUGCAAAUUGUUGAGUCACACAAAGCUGUGAAUAGGAUGUCUCAAUCUGCUUUGGCAGCUUGCAUGGCACCACUUCUUCUCCGACCUCUUCUUCUUGGAGAAUGUGACAUAGACAAUGAAUUUAGUAUGGGAGGGGACAGUUCAUUUCAGCUACUUCAAGCUGCUGCGGCUGCGAAUCAUGCACAAGCUAUUGUUAUUAUUAUGAUGGAGGAAUUUGAUCAGAUAUUUGAUGACUUGGAAGAAGGUUCCUGUUCUUCAGAUGCUUAUACCGAGUCUGAGGAUGAUGAUGUUGAUAAGGAAUAUUCCACAGAUAAUGACAUUAAUGAUGAUGAUGACGGUUCUUAUGAUUCUGGUGAAGAUGACAUUGAAGAAGACUUGGACUACUCUGAUGACAGUGAACAUGACAGUAAGAUCAACACUAAUGUCAAGGAUGGCAAGGUUAAAAACAAUAUCUCAGAAACUGCAGUUGCACAGGCAAAGGGUGCUUCUCAUAUGGAGACCAAUAGUCAAUCCAACCAGAAACAAGAAUCAUGUGGACCAAAUGGAUCCAAAGAUCGUAUACUAAGAUCAACUUCUCGUUCAUCAUCCUCCAGAGAAAAAUCUAUGGAGAAAUCAUGCAGUUCGGCACACAGGGGAAAAAGAACCUUAUGGGGCCGUACUUCAGCAAGAAAAGACCUGUCAACAGAGGAGAUUGAAUGCUGCAGUGAUGAUGAGUCCCUUAUUGAGAAACUUGAGAGCAACAAGGUUGAUCUCCAAUCGAAAAUUGCAAAGGAGGCCAAAGAAAAUGCUAUUCUACAGUCAAGUCUAGAAAAGCGGAAAGAAGAACUACAUGAGCGCCGUUUAGCACUUGAAAAGGAAGUUGAAAAUUUGAGGGAGCAGCUGCAGAAGGAGAGAAGUUUGAGGACAUCCUUGGAGUCCGGGGUGAUGAAUUUGCGAAGAGGGCAGGUGUCCUUGCCGUCAACAACAGACAGCAAGACUAAGGCUGAUCUUGAGGAGGUUGCAACUGCUGAAUCUGAUAUUAUAAACUUGAAGCAAGAGGUUUCUGAUCUUCGUGGGCAGGUCAGUGGCCAGCAGCUGUGCUGUGAAUCAUGCAACAAAAGGCUCCUAAACACAGACAGGCUUGGCGGACCUGAAAGCUCAUCAGUGGCAGCGUCACCGACCAUUGGGAGUGACUCUGCAUCUGGCAUGAAAACAUUUCAGGGUGAUAUCGAGCAAUCAAGGAAGCAGACGGCACAGGAUUCGCCUUCUUCGACAGACAAGCCAGGUCACGAGGCGGUCGGGGGCAGCAGCCAGAGGGCUCCUCAAAGAAGGCAAUCGAUUGCCAGGGAGGGCCAAGAUGGGUGGUCGUCAUCAUCCUCUAAUUCGAAGUGGAAUCUUGCUCAGAAACAAUAUUCAAAUAGCCCAUUGAUAAGAGGGCUUCAUGGAUCCAGCAGACUAGAGGAUUUCGGUGGAAGCAUACCACCAGCAGCGUCAUCGGCAUUAGUCAAGCUGACAAACCGGCUCAACUUCCUGAAAGAACGGAGGGCGCUGCUGGCAAGCGAGAUGCAGAGCUUGGAUCUGGGUCGGCCCCCAGCAGCAGCUGCUGCUCCAUCAGCCAAGUCCCCAACACCAAAAGGCCAUGAAAGGAAGAAGAGUCGAGACUGAGGAAGAUGUUGUGCUCUUCUGAAUGCUAGUUAGCCUUAUGAUUACCAGCAGUGUAGUUUGUGUGCAUCCCAUUCCCUUCCAUAGUGCUGUCUGUCUGUACAUGUUUCCACAAAUUCUACUGCGGAUACAUAAUAUAGAUACGGCUGGACAGGCUGCUUUGUUAUUGUUCAAAUUGUUGCUGAAUUGA
Molecule: messenger RNA, 4088 nt
Organism: Zea mays
Lineage: Eukaryota; Viridiplantae; Streptophyta; Magnoliopsida; Poales; Poaceae
Product: rho GTPase-activating protein REN1
Exons: 25
Coding region: 1280-3901 (873 amino acids)
Biological process (GO): signal transduction
Source: RefSeq, a predicted model, not a curated record